Messenger RNA from Pongo pygmaeus (Bornean orangutan), 1755 nucleotides. RefSeq lists its product as uncharacterized. The record is from RefSeq and is a predicted model, not a curated record. Bases 21 to 464 code for a protein of 147 amino acids. The transcript has 2 exons. Lineage: Eukaryota; Metazoa; Chordata; Mammalia; Primates; Hominidae.
CCGAAGGGUCACUUCUUUCGAUGGAAGAAAAGCUUCAUUGGCUUUCUUCCAUCCUGCUUCCUGGAACUGGAUACUGCCAUCUCAGAUCUAAGGAUGAGGCCACACUCUGGAUGGGAGAGUGGUCUUCCAAGAGCUACAGAUUCGAACAGAAGCUGCAUCUGUCUGGCGUGCAGGUUGUCACCUGUGACAGAGAGGAAAGGCAGGACGGGGACAAAGACCAGGAUCUCACGAUCAGUCGAGGAAAUUCUCUGGUCUUCAGGCCUCUGACCCUUGUGUCGCCCAGUUUCCGUGAGUGCCAGCAGUUUCAAUUUCAGGUUUACAAAGCUAAGAUCUUCAGGAAGCUGCUGGUCCUUUCACUAACUCAUGACUGUUACAACAAACAGAACGUGACAGUGUCUUCUAGACACUCGACCAAGACGUGUCACUUGCAAAGAAUACAUUAUGCCAAAGCACAGCACCCUUGAAAAUAGGAAUGUGCCAGGGAGAAGGCUCUGAAGAUAGUCAUCCUAGCAAAGUCUGGGUCCUUGACAGAUUCCAGCUCUCACAAAAAGAAGUUUUGCAGGAAGGAUUUAGAUUUCCAUUUACUUCCAUUAUUGUUACCAGACGGCUUCAUAGCCUAUUUUUGUUUUUUCUCAUAUUUCAUACAGAUUAGUUUUUAAGGAAAGAAUUGUGUUGCGUGCAGAGAUAUGAAGGGAAGAGAAACAGCUGAAUUUUAGUAAUUCACUACCAAUUCCCGGACUCAAGCUAACUAUUAGUUUUAUUUCCCUCUAAAGAUUGUAUUACACAAACAAUGGCAUUUAUUUUCCUUAUAGCACAUUUGUUACCACGUAACCCAAUAAGUCAGUUUAUCAUGUAGGAAACUGGACACACAAAAGAGAGCUGCUCUGUCUCCAUCUUUCAUGAGAAGGUUCAGAGCAACUCUAGGCUCCCGCCAAAAACAGAGUUGAAAUGGGGUGUUUAUUUCUCUAUCACACACCCUGCUUCCCCUUCACAGAUCAUAGGGUUCUUCUGUGGGCAAAGGGCUGCUGGGAUGAUGAGGUGUACACAGCAUUAUGAGAAUGACCUCUUCUUUGCUUUGGGAAGGGUUGCCUGGGUCACCUGUGUCAAAAGAACAAAACUUCCAAAAGUUCAGCAUGUGUUCCUUCAAUAUGGAACACGAAGGUCUUGGAAACAGAGCUUGAGUUUGCCUUCAAUGUUCUUUCCCAUUGACGCUCGUGACCCACACACUGCUGUAGAUGCGCUCCACCUUCCUCCCUCGCAGACCAGUUCCCUCCAGCCCACAGCCUGCAAUCAGCCCAGAGCCUGGCUCCCAGUAACACCCACAAAUACCUGUUGCAUUGACUCUUCCUGCUCUUCCGGCCUCUUCUUGAAGACUCUUCAUCCCCUCUUGCCAUCCAUACUCACCUGUGCCCUCCGUUGGCUGGUGGUGCCAUCUGAUCAAGAGACCCACUGGAACAGGGGGCUGUGUGCCCCCCAGGUCAGUACUGAGAGCCUCUGCUGCCCCCCUGUAAACGCACCUUAGCCUAAAACAGAGAUUCUGACUGAGGAAUUCCAGACAUCUCUGGAGAGACCUCAUAUAUGGAACCUUCUCAGUGUAUUUCAGAGUCCAGAGUGCUAACCAUUACACCAUGGAACCCUCCUUCCUUCUCAGUGUAUUUCAUCAACUGUGUCCUUUCCAGCCUAAAUGGUUUCCCUGACUCAGGCACUCCCAAACUGAGAAGCUUCAGGGGAUUUGGAAAUAGCCUAGAACCUGAA